Punctularia strigosozonata HHB-11173 SS5 is the source of this 1294-nucleotide messenger RNA. RefSeq lists its product as uncharacterized. The transcript has 4 exons. Lineage: Eukaryota; Fungi; Basidiomycota; Agaricomycetes; Corticiales; Punctulariaceae. The record is from RefSeq and is a predicted model, not a curated record. The coding region runs from base 253 to 477 and encodes 74 amino acids.
GUUGCUUCCCUGGAUUCCUCAGCACAUAUAACUUGAAGUCCCUUACGGAAUGCGCGCGCCAGACCUGAAGGAUCUUCCAAUCGACCGUGUAUCCCCAACCCCGUUGAAUCGCGACCCAGAUGUCGCCUACGCCUCAACCUCGCGUUUGUCUCGUUACCGGCGCAUCGUCGGGCUUCGGCUUCGCCCACAACUCGGACACGAGCCCGACCCAAGGCCUUGCGCGAGAUCAUCGGCACACCCAAUCACCCCGCCAUGCCACCGUUAGGCGACACGAAUAAAGCGGUGGAGGCGAUAUGGAAGGUUGCCGCGUUAGACAAUCCGUCGGAGCGAUUGCCACUUGGGAAGGAUUCGGUCAACGCUAUUCGUGAAAAGCUGGAGGGUCAACUGAAGGAACUUGCGUUAUACGAGAGCCGGUCGGAUGAUCUAGUGAUGGUACCUUUGCCAGAGGCGAACCAGUUAUGCGCCAGAACGUGCUGAGGCGCAGCGUGAACUUAGUACUGAUCAAGUGCCUCGAUAUCAGUACAUUGCAUGUGCAUCCAAUUUUUGUCACAUGGAAACAGCUGUCCCGUGCCCUUCGCAGCUACUCGUAGCCGAACAUUGCGGCCAUCAAAUUAACCCAGAACUGCUUCAACGUUAUGCUCGACAAGAGACUCAACAGAACGUUAUUUGGAUUCCAGCGUUCGUUCCGACGCACUCGAGCGGGUUAACGACGUCGAUGCCGUCGGCUUGAGGGCAUUCGCCUGCAGAAGGGCAGUUCUCGUGUUGGCCAUUGCAUGUCCCGCCUCCAAUGAAGGCGAACGACAUCGGAAUGCUGAUCCAACAUUGAAGGAUUGCCUAACCACAGCUGACUGAGCGGAGAACUCACAACUGUCCCUCGACCACGAAACCGGCCAAAUUCUCGUUCGGGGCGUCGUUACUGAGCGCGAAAUCGACAGCGCUGCAGUCAACGCCGGGACUGACGCAGCUGUUGCCCGGUAUGCUACUUUCAAACCAGGCGAGGCCUCCAAGCACCUGUCCCUGGAUGGUCGUCGACCCCUGAACAUUAUCGCUUCCCUCGAAAAGGAAGACGGCGGAGCCAAUUCCACAGUUGUUAAUCAGCUAGGGCAUCCCAUGAAUACACGAGGAUAGUAGCCGAGGACAAGUAGAGGACAAGAUGCAUACGGAGAUCUGGUGGAACUCCUGAGCCGCGGCGAUUUCAGCGGAGGCAGCGACAAAGGUUACGACAAUGAGGGCGAGCAUCAUAGAUCACCUUGAAUAGAAGUAUUCCUUGGAUGCCGCUUGGGACGUGCGUAUG